Messenger RNA from Ramularia collo-cygni, 363 nucleotides. RefSeq lists its product as uncharacterized. Gene Ontology annotation, biological process: transmembrane transport. Gene Ontology annotation, molecular function: xenobiotic transmembrane transporter activity; antiporter activity. NCBI's taxonomy places the organism in Eukaryota, Fungi, Ascomycota, Dothideomycetes, Mycosphaerellales, Mycosphaerellaceae. Gene Ontology annotation, cellular component: membrane. The record is from RefSeq and is a predicted model, not a curated record. The transcript has a single exon. Bases 1 to 363 code for a protein of 120 amino acids.
AUGUCUCUUGCAAUUGUCGGUGCUGCUCAACAAUUCGCCAAAGCAUUUGUCCCCGAGGAGGUCCGCGAAAUAUCAUUGACUUAUGUGCGCAUCUCCGCUUUCUCGGCGCUUUCUUCUGCGCUUGAGACGGCUGUUGCGGCUGCGACUAGAGCUCUGGAUCAGCCUGAUGUGCCUUUGAUCAUCAGUUUUGUGAAGUUUACCGUCAAUAUCGUCCUUGAUAUGAUCUUAAUCUCCAAAUUCCAUGUCUCGGGUAUCACUCCGACUGUCAACACUCAAGCCGCAACUCAAUUUGGCAUGUGGACUGGCGGCAUCACUUUCUGGACUUCUAUACUUUGUCUGGACUACGAGAAGACGGUUGAGUAA